Molecule: messenger RNA, 1809 nt
Organism: Anolis sagrei ordinatus
Lineage: Eukaryota; Metazoa; Chordata; Lepidosauria; Squamata; Anolidae
Gene: PAQR7
Product: progestin and adipoQ receptor family member 7
Biological process (GO): response to steroid hormone
Cellular component (GO): plasma membrane
Molecular function (GO): steroid binding; nuclear steroid receptor activity
Source: RefSeq, a predicted model, not a curated record
CGCUGCUUCUGCUGCUCCGCGGGGCCGAGGCGGGUCUGGCCGUUUUCCCUGCGCCUCCCUCCUUCCCUCCCAGCUUGCCUGCCUGCCUGCCUGCCUUCCUUCCAGACCUGCGUCCAUCCAUCCCUCCGUCCUCCGGAACCGAGGAGCCGGCCAGGUGGGUCCAGAGGGACCGGGGAAAAAGGGCCUUCUGUGACCUCCAGAGGGUGUCUCUUUCCGGUCAUGGCGACGAUUGUGUCUGAGAAGCUCGGCCACCUUUUCCUCAACGUCCAGCACUUGAGGAGGGUCCCUCGUCUCUUGGAGGAGGCGCUGCCCCCUUCCUCGUGCACCGUGGGGGCCUCGGACGUGCCCCGAGUCUUCCAGAAGCCCUACAUCCACGCCGGCUACCGGCCCCUCCACCGGACCUGGCGGUAUUACUUCCUGUCUCUCUUUCAGCGGCACAACGAGGCUGUCAACGUCUGGACGCACCUGGUGGCCGCCCUUGUCCUAGCGGUGCGGUUCUGGCAGCUCUCUCGGGCCGUGGACUUCCUGGGAGACCCCCACACGCAACCCCUUUUUGUCAUCGCGGUCUCCUCCGUCGUCUACUCCACCUUCAGCACUUUGGCCCACCUCUUGCAGGCCAAGUCCGAGUUCUGGCACUACGCCUUCUUCUUCUUGGACUACGUGGGCGUCGCGACCUACCAGUACAGUAGCGCCUUGGUGCACUACUAUUAUGCCAUCGAGCCCGAGUGGUACACGCGGAUUGCCAGCUUCUACAUCCCGGGAGCUGUUUUGCUGGCAUGGCUGUCCUGCGCCGGCUCCUGCUAUGCCAAAUACCGGUGCCCGCACCUCUCUUCACUGCUGGGCAGGCUGUGCCAAGAGAUGCCCUCGGCUGUGGCCUACGCCUUGGACAUCAGUCCAGUGCUCCACCGCAUUUACACCUCCUCUGCAUCUGGAGGUGAGGAUCUGGCUCUUUUGUACCACAAGUGCCACGUCCUUUUUUUCCUGAUCGGGGCCUUCUUUUUUGCCUACCCGUACCCCGAAAAGUGGUUCCCGGGUAAGUGCCACUUUGUGGGCCAGGGCCACCAGAUCUUCCACGUCUUCCUCAUUCUCUGCACGCUCACCCAGGUGGAGGCUGUGCUUCUGGAUUACGAGACAAGGAGGCCCAUUUACUCCCGGCUCCACGGCGGCCUAGCCCCGCUCUUUUCCGCCCUGUGCCUUCUGCAGGUGUGUUGCUGCAGCCUCACCGCUCUGUACAUGACGGCCAAAGUGAAACGCAAGUUGUGUCAAAAAGAAGAGUGACAAAGACUGGAGGUAGAGAGGAGCCCACGCACUGGUUUCCUUACUUGCACCACUCUGGGUGCAUCCGUGCCAUGGCGGCUAAGGAGAUAGAACACUUGAUCUCAGGUGGCCACGUUUGUCUGUGACCACAAAGAGGGACUGUGGCUUGUAUCCUCCGUCACACUUAUUGUGCCUGAACAGGUGGAGGGACUGGGUGAAACACUGCUCCUUUAUCUGAACCUCUAGCUUCAGAAGGUUAUUUUUGAACUACAACUCCCAGGAUGUUGGGAGUUCUAGUCCAAAAAAUAACAUUCUCUCAGCUCUAAGUCUCUCCACGAAAAAGAAUGCUUUGUUCACACACUGCCCACCAUCCCUUAUCCAUGAUCUUUGCAGGUCUUCGAAAUCAGAGGUGAGCAGAUCUGAUUCAGCCUGGUGGGAUCUCUUCAUAUAUCUCCUCCUUUAAAGUAGAGCCAGCAACUGCUGUUGGGUUCCAUGUUGAUGGGAUGGUGAGUACAGAGGCAAGUAUCCACUGUUACAGUAAUACAAAAGUUU